AUGGCCUGGCUAUUCUGGGAAUUUCGCAGGAAUUAUGUUUGGCUUAUUAAUCGUAUUUUUAUCCCCACGCUUCUGAAUGCAUUAGCUGGAUUUCUUACUACGAUUGUUAGCCUAUACACUGCUUAUGAUGGCGAUUGGUCUAUUAUGGUACUUUUGACUGUGAUUACCUCUGACCUAUCCGUUGCCUGCUCCCUCAUCCUGCUAUAUAUCUAUAAAUUUGGCAAACUACAGAGACUGAAACGGGAACACAAUCAGAUGUUUCGCAACUACGAACAUCCUCCCCAUGUCCAAGAAUUACCCACUCUUUAUACGAUGUUAUUACAGAGAAAUGGUAUAUUGGAUAUCCUGAAGGCUACAGUAAUUCUAGCAGUUUUAAACUGA
Molecule: messenger RNA, 381 nt
Organism: Penicillium vulpinum
Lineage: Eukaryota; Fungi; Ascomycota; Eurotiomycetes; Eurotiales; Aspergillaceae
Exons: 2
Coding region: 1-381 (126 amino acids)
Source: RefSeq, a predicted model, not a curated record